Messenger RNA from Aspergillus novofumigatus IBT 16806, 3291 nucleotides. RefSeq names its product P-loop containing nucleoside triphosphate hydrolase protein. Gene Ontology annotation, biological process: transmembrane transport. The record is from RefSeq and is a predicted model, not a curated record. NCBI's taxonomy places the organism in Eukaryota, Fungi, Ascomycota, Eurotiomycetes, Eurotiales, Aspergillaceae. The coding region runs from base 1 to 3291 and encodes 1096 amino acids. The transcript has 6 exons. Gene Ontology annotation, cellular component: membrane. Gene Ontology annotation, molecular function: ATP hydrolysis activity; ATP binding; ABC-type transporter activity.
AUGCGGAGUGCCAUUGGAGCAGUAUCGAUGGCCCUUCCUAUCUUCGCCACACUGUUUGCAUUCAUUACCUUUGCACUUUCGAACCAUGCAUUGGAUGCGGCGACUAUAUUCUCGUCGCUUGCGCUCUUCAACUCCCUGCGCACUCCGCUGAACUGGCUCCCCAUGGCCAUUGGACAAGUGGUCGAUGCGUUAGCAUCUGUCCGACGUAUAGAGGAGUUUCUACAGGCAGAGGAACAUGAAGAACAGGCUGUCUGGGACUUGAAUAUGGUCGCUGCGUUGGAACUUCGCAACGCGAGCUUUACCUGGGAGCGAGGCAUGGGUACUGACAAGUCUGUGGCGCCUGAAUCCGCCUCAGCACCGCAGUCAGUCUUCCAGCUUCAUGACCUGGACCUAACAGUCCCACGGAACGAGCUACUGGCCGUUGUGGGCACUGUAGGCGCUGGCAAGACAUCAUUGCUCGCUGCGUUGGCCGGCGAGAUGCGCCGCACAGGGGGCACUAUGGUUCUGGGAGCCUCUAGAGCCUUUUGUCCCCAAUAUGCCUGGAUCCAGAACGCUACGGUUCGUGAUAACAUUGUCUUUGGACAGCCGUUCGAUUCGGAUUGGUACUAUAAGGUGGUCGACGCGUGCGCUCUUCGAGCGGACUUUCGCAGCCUGCCUGCAGGCGACAUGACGGAGAUCGGAGAGAGAGGGAUCAAUCUUUCCGGGGGCCAGAAACAGCGAGUGAACCUGGCGAGGGCCGUCUACUCGCGCACAGACAUCGUGCUCAUGGACGAUCCGUUGUCCGCUGUGGACGCACACGUCGGCGAGCAUAUCUUCCAGCACGCCAUUUGUGGCCUGUUAAAAGACAAGUGUCGGAUUCUCGCUACCCAUCAACUGCAUGUUCUCGACCGCUGUGAUCGCCGCUCCGCGGACUUCAAUCGCUUGAUGACUUUGAGCGUCCAGCGCGAGGAAGGUGAUGAAAAGGGAAAGCCCAAAGACGAAGGGAACUUCGAAGAUCGUAUCGAGCGUGUCGACUCCAGCGUCUCGCUUCAUGGUGAUGGGGCACUAAUGACUGCAGAGGGCAAAGCGGUCAAGAGUGUUCCGUGGAGCGUCUACUUGGCGUACAUCCGCGCAUCAGGAAGCAUCCUGAACGCCGUCUGGAUCUUCCUGUUGCUUGUCGGCUUCCGUGGGGCUAAUAUCAUGACUGGCCUCUGGCUGAGUUACUGGUCGGCCCAAUCUUUUGAUCUAAGUCGGGGUCAAUGGAUUGGCAUAUACGCUGGACUGGCAUGUCUCCAGGGAGUCCUGCUGUUUGCCUUCUCCCUGUGUACAAGUGUGGUUGGUACGAAUGCAAGCCGCACAAUGCUCAAUCAGGCUACCUGGCACGUCUUACGAUCUCCUAUGUCGUUCUUCGACACAACGCCUCUGGGUCGCAUUACCCAUCGAUUUACCAAAGAUAUCGAUGUGAUGGAUAUGAGCCUCACAGAUUCCUUGCGGAUGUAUCUUGUGGUGCUCAGUAUGAUCAUUGGUGUCUUUAUACUUACCAUUACGUACUUCUACUAUUUCGCCGCCGCUAUUGCGCCCCUGACGGUUCUUCUUGUGAUAUGGACAGCCGUGUAUGCCCGGUUCAGUGAGGCGUUAGCAGGGACGUCUAGCAUUCGAUCGUAUGGGCGACAACAGCAAUUUACUUCACGCGUCCAGUCGGCCAUCGAUGACAUGAACAGCGCUCACUUUCUAACGUUUGGCAACCAGCGAUGGCUUUCGCUGCGUCUGGACAGCAUUGGAAACGCGCUCGUCUUCACCAGCGGCAUCCUUGCUGUGGCCGAACGAUAUAGCAUAUCUCCCAGUAUUUCUGGUCUAGUACUGAGCUACAGUCUGAGCAUUGUACAGCUCAUCCAAUUCACUGUGCGACAGCUGGCAGAGGUAGAGAGUGCGAUGAAUGGAACUGAACGCAUUCAUGAAUAUACAGGCCUAGAGCCAGAGGCUCCGUUGGACUUGGGGAUGGUGCGUCCGACCUGGCCUGAACAGGGACAAAUCACCUUUGCGAACGUCACAAUGCGGUAUCGCCCUGGGCUCCCGCUGGUCCUUAACAGACUAAACCUCGCCAUCACGGGAGGCGAGCGGAUCGGAAUCGUCGGUCGGACUGGAGCAGGGAAGAGCUCGAUCGUUUCAGCGCUGUUCCGACUGGUCAACCUGGCGGAGGGCUCUAUCACCAUUGAUGGGGUGGAUAUCUCUCAGAUCGGCCUGCAUGAACUGCGCGCACGGGUGUCCAUAAUUCCCCAGGACCCGACGUUCUUCCGGGGUACAGUGCGGUCCAAUCUCGAUCCGUUCAAUGAACACACCGACACCGAGCUCUGGAACGCCCUGCGACAGAGUCAUCUCGUGGAUGCGAACAAUGCGACCAAUGCUAAAUCACAGGAGUCGGAGAACGAUGGGUCCAGCAUGUCAAAGAUCACCCUGGAUGGCCCUGUGGAUGAAGAGGGAUCGAACUACUCGCUCGGCCAGCGACAGCUUCUAGCCUUCGCCAGGGCCAUGGUACGGGACAGCCGGAUUAUUGUGAUUGACGAAGGAACCAGUUCGAUUGAUACCGAGACCGACAUGAAAAUCCAGGAGACCAUUGUCAAUAACUUCCGCGGAAAGACCCUGUUGAGCAUUGCUCAUCGUCUACGAACGAUCAUUGGAUACAACCGUAUCUGUGUCAUGGAUAAGGGCGAGAUAGCAGAGUUAGGUCCGCCGCUGGAGUUGUGGAAGAGGAUGGGCAUCUUCCGCAGUGCAGCUCACUCCUUGGGAGCCAAAUCCAUUGCUAAUCUGCUUAUGACAUGGAAUGCCGUGUACCACCUGUGCACUCUGUUAGGCAAUGCGAUUUGCUGGAAACAACAGCCCCAUGCGCUAGGGCAAAUAGUGGCACUGGCGGCGCUAUCCAUGGUUCCUCCGGGGUUCGUAACGGGCAGCACUAAGGUAGUAUUCAUGGGCGAGUCAACGUUACAGCGCCACCGGCCGCCAAUCAGUGCCCUCUGUAGCGCCAUAGAAAAUGAUAUUGCCCGCUUUAUUGACCAUCCACGCGCCGCCGCCAUAUUCGUAUACUGCACUGCCAACAUUAUAUGGAGGGCGCAGGAUGUUUCGGGCAUCGUGACUGGACUCAUCAAUCUGCAGGAUGUCCCUGCGCCCAUAUGGCUGGGCUUCAUCGACAAAAAUGAGGCCGCUGGGCUCCUGGCUAAGAUCAGAAGGCUCCUCCAAUUUGUAAAGCGGGAUAAUGGCUCACAUGGACUCGAGUACUUCCAAUCGAAUUUGUUUUGGCCAGGACAUCUGCCGUAA